This is a messenger RNA of Schistosoma haematobium, 2207 nucleotides long. RefSeq names its product ADP-ribosylation factor-like protein 6 (gene ARL6). Bases 601 to 1161 code for a protein of 186 amino acids. NCBI's taxonomy places the organism in Eukaryota, Metazoa, Platyhelminthes, Trematoda, Strigeidida, Schistosomatidae. The transcript has 2 exons. The record is from RefSeq and is a predicted model, not a curated record. Gene Ontology annotation, cellular component: axoneme; cytoplasm. Gene Ontology annotation, molecular function: GTPase activity; GTP binding. Gene Ontology annotation, biological process: protein localization to cilium; vesicle-mediated transport; cilium assembly.
AAGAUCACAAGCAUCUCGGCAUGCUGUCCAAAUUCCAAAACAUUAGUGGUAAAAUACAGGCUUUCAGAAGUGUGACUGAGAAUGAAGAGUAAAUUGAAGACGGUGUGUUGUUUAAAUAGUAGCAAUUGAACUUAGUUUAGUUUCCCCAUGAUGAAAGGUUCAUAGUUAAGUCCAAAAUGCACGAAGGUUAGCAAAUUAAGAUGAGUAGAUGAAAUGAAAUUCAUAAUAUUGAAGAAGUUGUAAACAUUAUUCCCGAAAAUGUUCUAAGAAUCUCCACAGAUUAAACUUUAUAAAAUUUGACAAAAUAUUGAAUAAUUUUUUAGUUCAAUUUAAAAGAUAAUUAAUAAAAGCAUUUGUAUGAUGAGAUAUUAUAUCUCACUUUCAACCUACGGACACAGUUCAUUUUUGUUUGAAUGUUUGUUGCUAUUAGUGUAGCUUCGAGGCUAUUCACAUUUGAGUAACUAUUCGUCAUCAGGACUUAUUUUACAUACAACAUUAUAAGUUUACUUUUCGUGCAGUCAAAGAACACAACAAUAAAUUAUGUGGUAUAGAGAGAUUGAAAUGUCACCGACAAAGUCUUAGUAGAAUAAAUUUCAAAACAUGUGGCUGUUUGAAAUUAUUUCAAAAAUAUUCGGUCUUCUAAGGAAAGAAGUUAAAGUCUUAGUGAUCGGGUUGGAUAACAGUGGGAAGUCAACGAUAUUAAACAAGUUGCAAUCAAAGGAGACGCAGAAUUCAUUAACGAUUCCAACUAUAGGAUAUAAUGUUGAAAAGAUUAGAGUCAGUCAGAUGAUAUUCCUUUGUUUUGAUAUGUCAGGUAGUGGAGCCUACAGAAAUUUAUGGGAAAAGUUCUACAAGGAAUGCGAGGCGAUAAUUUAUGUAAUAGAUAGUUCCGAUGAACUAAGACUUACUGUUGUAGAAGACGAAUUUCAACAACUAUUGAAACAUCCAGAUAUUUGCAAUAGGCGAAUUCCAAUCCUCCUUUUUGCUAACAAAAUGGAUUUAUCGAAUUCUAUUACAGUCAAAGAAAUAGUCAAGAUUCUUGGUCUGGAACAAUUGAGAAACAAAUCAUGGAGGAUCUUUGCUUCGAAUGCCAUAAACGGUGAAGGAUUAAAUGACGGUUUGAUGUGGUUAUUUGGACAACUGAAACAAAGUAAUAACUAAAAUGUGAUAAAGAUUCUGAUAGAGAAAAGAUAUAGGUGACCCAUCAGGAUAUGUCAUUUGCUUUUCCAACGAAAUAGAAGUAAGACCCUUGGAAUUUGUGUCAAAACACUUGAAAUUUACGUUCAAAAUAUAACAAAAUCCAGAACAAAUCUAAAGAUAGGAAACCAGAUGUUUAUGCUUUUAAUCAUUAGUAAUUUUAUGCUAUCUUACCGCAUUUAUUUCAAAUGUUAAAAUUUAUAAAAAUGACUAAAAUGUACUGGAUAAAAAGGUUUUAAAAACUUUAUAUGCUAUGGCUGUCAUUCACUUUUUUUUAUGAUUAAAAAGUAGCCUUGUUUUCAUUCAAAUAAUUUAUGAUUCUUAUCUUUCGAAACCGAAUGCAGCACGUUUUUACGUAUAGCUAUUCGCUGUAUUAAAUACUUUCAUUAAGAAUUUCACUAGACCACCAUGGAAAACCUGGAAGCAUUGGACGGUUGUUUCGUCCUAGUAUGGGACUCUUCAUUGGGACAUUAAAUUAUGCAAAUUAAUUGGAGUAUUUCUAAUCAAUUAGUUAUUCAUAAUGAUUUCAAACUGUUAUCUAAGUUUACCAAUCAAGAAUAAAAUUAAUACUAACUAAAUCUAAUUGAAUCAAUUAAGUUAUGCAUUUUAUAUCUUUCCCUCCAAAUUUCAUGAUCAGUUAACUACUCAGUGAAUAUACAGUUAGUUAUGUAGAAAAAUAAUAAGAAGAAUCAAGAAAGUGUUAUAACUUGUUGUUUGAAUGCUUAUUGUCUUGGCUCUUUUAAUGAUAUUUUUUGUAUUUGGUCGUCGCUAAUUGUUAUGUCGGAAACGCUUAUCACUUAUACUCGGAACGAGGGACCUCCGCAAUUCCCACAACGUGAAUGUAAGAACACAAGACUGGCAUAAGUGAAGAUUUAUUAACCCUUAAACACGACGACGACCUUCGUCGAAAAAUACACUCAUUUAUAUAUUGAGUGUACACCUAUUUUAAUUAAUAAUUAGGAUAAAAUCACAUAUAUGAAAAAUACUUAGAGUUAUAACAAAUCACAGAC